Molecule: messenger RNA, 234 nt
Organism: Cetraspora pellucida
Lineage: Eukaryota; Fungi; Glomeromycota; Glomeromycetes; Diversisporales; Gigasporaceae
Source: the annotation of a GenBank genome assembly
UUGUAUGAUUCUGAAGAUGAUUUUGAAGAUGAUGUUGAAGACAAUCUUAAAGAUAAUUCUAUUGCAAAUGAUUUGUCUGAAGUCGAUUCCAGUACACUAGAAAUUGAAAAUAGUGUUAAUUUAAAUCUUGCUUUGAAUAAUGUAGAUCAACUUUUAAUUCUAGAUGAAGUUAUUGAUCAUGGUGAAAAGAAUUUUGAUAUUGACGCACUUGUCAAUCAAGAAAUGCAGAUGUGA